Molecule: messenger RNA, 1881 nt
Organism: Panonychus citri (citrus red mite)
Lineage: Eukaryota; Metazoa; Arthropoda; Arachnida; Trombidiformes; Tetranychidae
Exons: 4
Coding region: 509-1603 (364 amino acids)
Biological process (GO): positive regulation of transcription by RNA polymerase II; cell differentiation; negative regulation of transcription by RNA polymerase II
Molecular function (GO): RNA polymerase II cis-regulatory region sequence-specific DNA binding; nuclear receptor activity
Source: RefSeq, a predicted model, not a curated record
GGAGUAUAUUGUUACCAUCCAUUUAUUGCAAAAGUAUUUGGAGAGUAUUGGAUUUACGGUGGAUCAAGCUAAUCUGGAGAUUAAAAAUUUCCUAACUGAACUGAAUACUUUCCUUAAAUUAUUCAAUGGAAGACAAAAAGUUCUGGAAGUUGGUAGAAAUCAGCUCGUUAGAUCUGAGUUAAUGUCAUCGAUUUUAGAUAUAAAAAGUUAAUCAUUUCCACUUUUUCAAACUGUGAUUGUUUGUUAAUUGUUUCAUACAACAAUCAUGGCGAAUAACUAAAAACACCUUAUUAGGAUUGACAAGAAAUUCAAGAAAUAGUUACAUGGAUACAACAUAAAUACGUCAAGCUUCAAUUCUUGGCUAAAGUUAUUCAGAUGAUAACAAGGUUUCCCUAUUCGUAGCAUUGCUAAACAGUUAAUUUAAUAAUAACAAGUGUCUCCAACUGGAAACUUUAGCUUCUAUCCUUAAGUUUUUUUUUAUAAAAAAGUUCAAGGCGAAAGUACAAAGAUGAAGGACGAUACUGAAACUGAAUCGGUCGAUAUAAUUGCCUCACCAUCGCCCCGUGGCUAUAUUAAUGAACUUUUAGCUUUGCAAGAUCCUUUGGCUACAGUUUUCAUUUACGAAAAUCUAUUUAAUCAGCUAUCAUCAUUUCCAAGUGGACCGAAUGUCUAUAAUUGUGAAGAAAAUGUAUCACCAAUCUCUCAUUUAGAUCAACAGUGUAAUCAAUUGGCCUCAGGCGUUCAAAUGGAAAUGCAAAUUGAACCAGUUUAUGAUUUAUUGGACAUUUCGACAUCAGUUCGUAGGAACUUAUCAGAACAACGACAAUUAACCAGCUCAGAAAAGGAUAAUGAUCCUUUGUCUCCAUCCAAUAGUAAACCAAGCGGAUUAUUUAAUUCCUCUGUUUUUGAGCAAUUGAUUGAGGAUAAUUUUGUUAAAAUUAAUCUUGAAGAUGAACUUUUAGCUCUUGGUAUUGGAUUACGACAAUUUGAGCACAACAAAUAUCAAGAGUUGAGACAAGUAGUGAAUAUGUUCAAUGAGACACAACCAGCAAUUUCCAAUGGUAAUCAAUCAAAUAGUAUCUUGAAAUUGACCAUUGAAAGGAUCCAAAGUCAUACAGAGAAAUGGAUUAAAUCAUUAAAGUUUAUUUCAUCUUUUAACAAUAUUUGUCUGGAUGAUCAAGUUUUAUGUAUUAAAUCACAAUUCGUUAAUCUGUGUAUUGUUAGUAGUCUUGGAAUCAUUAAUCCAAAGACAAAAUCGAUUCAGAGAAAUGGAAUCAACAUUAGUAUGGGAAAAUGUCCAAUGAUGAGGGAUCAAAGAUUCAUCAACUUAUUAUCCUCAAUGGAUUCUAAUCUUCGUAUGGAUCCAAUAAUUAACGUUCUUCUUGUAUUAAUCCAUCUCUUUAACUCAUCUACACCAAAUCUAACCUCUAAUUACAAUAUAAGAAAGGAAUACAUAAUAACCGUUCAUCUGCUACAAAAGUAUCUUGAAGAGGUUCGAGGUUUAUCCCCUCAUCAGGCCGAUUCUCAAGUAUCAAAGCUCAUUUGUGAUCUUAACGAUUUUCUAUCGACUCUAAAUGGACAAAAGGAUUCCUUGAUCCUAUGAAAACUGCUCUUGUCGCAAAAUCCAAAUUUUAUGAGGAUUUUUUUUUCUAAUUACAAAUAAUUACUAUCGAACACAAUUAACCAUAAACAGCGUCACUUGAUUACAUUUUGUCCCUGUAUUUAUCUCAUCAAUCUAUUAUACCAAUUGAUGAAGACAAUAGGAACCAUAUUUCACUAAUAUUGUCAAUCAUCGGAUUGAUCUACAAUUGAGAUAAAACUAAAUCAAUUGUCACUUCCAUAGCCACUCAUUUAAUAAAACAAGUAUGAUUUCAAUCAUUA